GACAUCACCGGCGAGCGGCGCGGUUGGGCGAGGCGGGCCGAUGUCGAGGCGCGCGGCCGAGCGGCCCGGCUGCCAGGAGAGGGGCGCGCCCGGCGGCGCCCCCCCGGCGGCCCCAUGGACAGCCCCGACGCCCAGCAGCAGCAGCUGGUCUAGGAUGGCCCCGGCCCAGGCGCCCGUGGUCUCCCUCUGGCUGCUGGGGUUCGUGGCGCUCCAGGCGGACGCGUGUCCCGCCACCUGCCGCUGCUACAGCAUGACCGUGGAGUGUGGCUCUCUGGGCCUCAAGGAGCUGCCAACCAGCCUGCCCCCGUCCACCCAGACCGUUUUCCUCCAGGACAACAGCAUCACCCAGAUCCACCACCAAGAUCUGGCGACUCUUUCGGGCCUGCAAUACCUCUACAUGCAGAACAACACCAUUUCAGCCCUGGAGCCCGGCGCCUUUCGCAGCCAGGACCGGUUGGUGGAGCUGGCGCUGAACGGCAACCGCAUCCACCUCAUCAACAGCAGCAUCUUCAAAGGCCUGGAGCACCUGCGUGUCCUCUACCUGGCCGGCAACCAGAUCACCCACCUGCCGGACUUCACCUUCUGCGAUCUGGAGAGACUGCAAGAGCUACACUUGCAGGAGAACAGCAUCGAGGUACUCGAGGACCAGGCGCUGGCUGGACUGUCCUCUCUAGCUUUGCUUGACCUCAGCAAGAACAACCUCCGCACCAUCAGCCGAAUGGCCCUGAGGCCCCUCAUCAGCCUGCAGGUGCUACGGUUGACAGAUAACCCUUGGCGCUGUGAUUGCUCCUUGCUCUGGCUCAGUAACUGGAUCAAAGAGGAAGGACAGCGUCUGUUGAGCCCUCUGGACAAGAAGAUCGUGUGCUCCGAGCCCCCACGGCUGGCCUAUCAGAGCCUGAGGGAUAUCUCGGGCAACAGUUUGAUCUGUAUCCCACCCAUAGUGCAAGUGGAUCCACUAGAGAUGACCGCCCGACUGGGAGACGACCUACGCGUCUCCUGCCAGGCUUCCGGCUACCCGCAGCCGCUGGUGACGUGGCGUAAGCUGGCGCACUGGCGAUCAGGCAGCUCCAGGGCCAACGGAGCCCGGCUGCCCGCUGGAACUUUUGAGCUGAGCGAGCGCAGCGUGGGGGAGCGCUUUGAACAGUCGGACACGGGCAGCGGGAUGCUCUUCCUGAACAACGUGACCGUGUCCCACGCGGGCAAAUACGAGUGCGAGGCGUCGAACCCCGGCGGGACGGCCCGCGUGCUCUUCCACCUGAUGGUCAACCUGUCGCAGCUGCAGCAGCUGCAGCAGACGUCGCGGGGCUACCCGGCCGCCGUGGACAUCAGUCAGGAGCCCCUCUACGACAUGGAGAGCAUGGAUUUCAACGCUCUGAGCAUGGCCACGCAGACUGCUAUCGCCGUGGCCAUCUCCCUCCUGGCGUUGGUCGCCCUCCUCCUGGUGAUCAUGAUCUACCAGAAACACCGCAAGCGGGAGAAGGCCAAGAAGGAGGAGAAUGUCCUGUAUGUCAACGACUACUCCGACGGGCCCACCACCUUCGCCCAGCUGGAGGAGUACCGCGACGAGCGGGGCCACGAGAUGUUUGUCAUUGACCGCAACAAGCCUCUCUUCGCCACCUACAAGGACCCUCAGGGGCUGGCAGGGGUCUUCCCCGAACCGCUGCAAGACCAGGCCACCCAAACCCUGGAGGGGGAAGAGGAGAGCCCGCUGGAAGCCAACGAGCUUUUCGUCAACCAGGGACUGAUGUUCCAGCCUCAGAUUGCCUACGAAAUCCACUGCUGAACGAUUGGGGGUGGGCUGUGGGCAGAUGCCACGGGACACUUGGGGUGAGCGUGCCACCCUUGACCUUUCACCUCUGUCCUGACCUGUCAGCCGGUCCGCUUUCUCUUCGAUUUGCAGUGAACAGGGGAGGAACUUUUGGACACUUCCCCUGCGACUAGUGAGCAGGGGGGAAAGAAAGGAUUUGCUCGAGUGUCUCUCCCUCGCCCAGAGCGGCUGUUGAGAGGGGCCAAUUCUCCCCUUCCUGCCCUUCCCCUCCCCACUGCUUGGGACGAGCCCCUGCAGAACGAGCCAGCGACGCUCUGCAGGGAACUGUCCACACACCCCACCCCCAGCAAAGCUCUUCUCUGGUGGCAAAAAGCCUUCUGAUAUAACAGGCUGGUGGGGGGCGUGGAGGAACAGGAAUCCCUGCCCUGGAAUUCAGCUCAACGGCCUGCGGCCCUUCGGCCAAGUGGAGUUGACUAAGUGCUGUACCGGCUAGAUCUGACCAAGGGAGGCUGUGAUGGCCCAUUUCCUUUCCCUCACACGGAUCCUGGGGAAAUUCACCGGCUGGGCAGCGCUGUGAAAGCCCCGCCCCCAAAAUAGCGGCCGUCCUUUUCUGUAGAGGAAGGGCAGGAUUUAGGGAAGCCAUCGGAGGCCGGACGAAGAGCCGGGGCUCUUUGUAACGUGCUGCAACGUUGGCCUCUCCGCGUGCCCCUUUCCCUUGACCUUCGAGGAGCACUGUGGAGACACCUCGGGUUCUUUCCGAGGGAGGGAGAGCCCUUUUGCUGGAGGAUGAAUUGGAUUACCCCCCCUUGCCUGCUUGGCUUCUUUUUAAGGGAGGGGGCAGAAUUGGUGUUAAACCUGCGAGGAACUGAACUGCACCUGUAUAACGGUAGAUUCGAGGGCCGGUUCCUAAUUUGGAGGGGGGGCUGGUUAAACCGUGGCCAGAGGCCCCCAUCUGCUUGCCACCAGCCUCACUCAUGCCUCCCCCCACAAACCUGGCUGGGCACCCCCCCCUCCUUCUCACAAAGACUCCCACUGCGCAGGCUUCAUGGCCGACCUCACCUCUACCCCCUUAUCCCGUUGGUGCUAGCCAGUGCCAGCAGCUGAGAGCGUUGACGCCACGGCUACAAAGAGCGUUGCCUUUGUGCACCACUGACAUGAUGCUGGGCAGCUGAGCGCCAGGGUGGCAAAGCCCUCCAAGCAAACUGAGGGGCGGGAGAAACGCAGGGGAGGGCCAGUGACAGGGCGGCCCCGCCAGAAACUCUGUGUUCCGCCAGGAGGGAAGAGGCAGCGUCGCUCAGCUGUUCCGGCAAGCAAGGAGUCAAUAAAACGUGGUUGGUGCUG
Molecule: messenger RNA, 3109 nt
Organism: Sphaerodactylus townsendi
Lineage: Eukaryota; Metazoa; Chordata; Lepidosauria; Squamata; Sphaerodactylidae
Gene: LRRC24
Product: leucine rich repeat containing 24
Exons: 5
Coding region: 41-1783 (580 amino acids)
Molecular function (GO): protein binding
Source: RefSeq, a predicted model, not a curated record